UUUGAAUACAAGAAUACUGGGUAGACUAUAAUCGCGCCGCCACCACCGAGCAUACGGAACAACCGACCAUUGCGGGGAGAAUCAUGAACGAGAUGAUGAACUCGGUAGACAGUCCGAAUGAAUAGGCCGAGCCUCCCGGUGAACCACCAACACACGGUCUAUUUCAUCUAAGUCGCGAGUCCGAAUCACCACGCGGGAGGCCAUUGAAGACCAUCGGCGGCCGCGGAUGCCUUAAUGCUAUCUGUCCACUCCGAGUUAUCAUACAGUUUGCCCGGAUUGCGGUGAAACGACCGGCAGGUUAUGAAUGCCAGCACGCCGGGGCAACUUAUGGAUGUAGGCAUGACGAAAAAAUGUCUUUGGCAAGUAUGGAAACCCCUCGUCUAAAAGAGAGGGCACUCAAAUGCAAACCACUCUUGCACAUCUGUGAAGGCCCAAACAAUGAAACCCGACAAACGCCGUUGGAUCCAAACGAAAGUCUCAAGUCAAAGUCAAGUUCCGGGUUCCCCCCAAAAGCGUCAUUGCCCAGAUGCCCGAAGGCACUUCAUCAUGUCUCCUGUCAAAAACCAUCACAAGUGACAAAGGGAAUUGAUCUUUCAGUUGCCCGAAAACUUCCACCUCGUAUAAUAAGCCAAGCGCUUACUGGCACACAUCACCGUACCAGCACCGGCGAACUUGGUCAGCACCAAAGCACUACACCUCACAUUCUGUCGGGCUCUUCAGUGAGCAUCUGUUGCAAGCUGAUACUUUCUAACAUUGUCCAAGAUGGGACAGAGUAUUGCUUACCUCGCCGAAGCGACGAUGUUUCGCGAAGUAGACCAUCUACUGGAAACUCUAGAUAUACAUUUCAAUACAGAUGAACCAAAUAAAUCUAUAUGUCCCGAAACGCCACUUCCUGAAAACCCGAAGAUAUGCCACGAAUCGACC
Messenger RNA from Microdochium trichocladiopsis, 924 nucleotides. RefSeq lists its product as uncharacterized. The record is from RefSeq and is a predicted model, not a curated record. The transcript has a single exon. Bases 351 to 857 code for a protein of 168 amino acids. NCBI's taxonomy places the organism in Eukaryota, Fungi, Ascomycota, Sordariomycetes, Xylariales, Microdochiaceae.